Molecule: messenger RNA, 316 nt
Organism: Saccoglossus kowalevskii
Lineage: Eukaryota; Metazoa; Hemichordata; Enteropneusta; Harrimaniidae
Product: cytochrome P450 20A1-like
Cellular component (GO): membrane
Molecular function (GO): oxidoreductase activity, acting on paired donors, with incorporation or reduction of molecular oxygen; monooxygenase activity; iron ion binding
Source: RefSeq, a predicted model, not a curated record
AGAUGGUAACAUGCCGGAUAUCACAGCUGCUGGUAGUUUUCACGAGUUUCUCGUAAAACUCCAUACGAAAUAUGGACCCGUAGCAACAUUUUGGCAUGGAAAAACGCAUGUUGUUAGUCUGGCGUCUGCAAAAGCGUUCAAAGAUACCAAUAAACUGUUCGAUCGACCAGCUGUAUUGUUUGAAAAUAUCAAACCCCUAGUUGGGCCUGACAGUAUAACAUAUGCAAAUGGUGAAGAUGGCAAACGCCGCCGCCAUGACUACGACCUAUCAUUCAGUUAUGAUGCAAUUAAGAACUACUACAGCAGGUUUUAUGAG